This is a messenger RNA of Mangifera indica (mango), 1624 nucleotides long. RefSeq names its product nifU-like protein 4, mitochondrial. The coding region runs from base 84 to 911 and encodes 275 amino acids. Gene Ontology annotation, molecular function: iron-sulfur cluster binding; iron ion binding. The transcript has 6 exons. The record is from RefSeq and is a predicted model, not a curated record. Gene Ontology annotation, cellular component: mitochondrion. Gene Ontology annotation, biological process: iron-sulfur cluster assembly. NCBI's taxonomy places the organism in Eukaryota, Viridiplantae, Streptophyta, Magnoliopsida, Sapindales, Anacardiaceae.
CCAUUAAAAUGCAGAGAAAAAAUAAUUAUUAAAAGAAAAAAAAUAAUACUUUGACGGAGAGAAGGUUUGUGUUUGAAGCGGUGAUGAGGGGAUUGGUUAGAAUAUUGAAGCAAGGUCUGUCUUCUUCGUGUCAACAGAGACGACUAGGUUUUUGCGAAGCGAAAAAUGUCGGUUUUAUCUUUUCGUCUUCCAAAGCGCUGUCGUAUUUGUCCAAUUCAGCUGCUUCGCAAGACUCUUCACUUUUGAAGCCUUUCCCUCUUUCGACUUUACCAUACGGAAAUUGGAACCGUUUUCAAGGGCAGAGAAGGACAAUGUUUAUACAGACACAGUCAACGCCGAAUCCUUCAUCUCUCAUGUUCUACCCAGGGAAGCCUGUUAUGGAGGUUGGAAGUGCUGAUUUCGCAAAUGCACGGGCAGCUAUGAAUUCUCCAUUGGCAAAAGCACUUUAUGGGAUUGAUGGUAUUACUCGAGUGUUUUUUGGUUCAGAUUUUGUCACAGCAACAAAAUCAGACAAUGCUUCUUGGGAUUUUCUUAAGCCUGAAAUUUUUGCUGCAAUCAUGGACUUCUAUUCUUCUGGGCAGCCAUUGUUUCUAGACUCAGAAACUGCUGCAGCCAAGGACACUGCUAUUCAUGAAGAUGACUCAGAAACUGUUGCAAUGAUCAAAGAAUUGCUAGAGACACGUAUUAGGCCUGCAGUGCAAGAUGAUGGUGGAGACAUUGUAUACUGUGGAUAUGAUACAGAAACAGGAAUUGUCAAAUUGAAAAUGCAAGGAGCAUGUAGUGGCUGCCCGAGUUCAUCUGUCACAUUGAAAUCUGGCAUAGAAAAUAUGCUGAUGCAUUAUGUACCAGAGGAGUUGGUGUUGGGGAAACGUACUUGUCUAUGCUUGUGUAGUAUUUUUGGAGUAGCUUAAGGAUUCAGGUAUCUAUUACACAGUCCCCUUGAACUUGGGGUUUUUGAGCAUUUACCUAUCUAUUUUUUUAUUCAUUUGAGCUAUAUUGACGUACUUUUGUAUAAUCUAUAUGUGAACCUUUGAUCACCUUUUCUGCAAAUAUUUUAUAUGGUGAAUGCAUGAAUCAUUUUCUGGUGUAGAAAAGAAAAACACUGGGCAACUUUUUUUUCUGUACUUUUAAUGAUAAUGAUAAAAAUGUUGGUAAGAAAAUGUGGAUAGACCCAAGGAAUGGAUCUAAUAUAUGGCUCAUUUGUUUCCAACCAAGAAUAUCCGCCUAGAAUUUUAGGUCCUAGUCCAGUGCAAUACCAGGGAAUUAUCAGGGAUUCCAAAACAUAAAAAAUAGAAAAAAGAAAUAGAAACAGAAACAGAAACAUAAUUUUAGGGAUGAUAAUCUAUAUGUGUACUUGCAAUUGAUUCCUUAUUAUGCAUGUCAUACCUUAUGAUUAUGACAUGUAUAUAGUGUUCUGGUUGGAGGCAUGCACAUGACUUUAUAUGCAUAACAACUUCUUUGUUUGCAGAUGUAGUUGGGUCUCAAAAUUUCUGAGUUGAAAUAAUUUGUCCUUGUUUUCUAGGCAGAUUUGCCUUACUGUCAUGGUUAGCCUGCGCAUUUUCCUUGGCCAACCAUUAUUUGUGACAUAAGCUAGACUUUUGUUUGGUGAUUGCAUGUAAAUUCA